Nymphaea colorata (pocket water lily) is the source of this 2262-nucleotide messenger RNA. RefSeq names its product protein NRT1/ PTR FAMILY 8.1-like. Gene Ontology annotation, cellular component: membrane. Gene Ontology annotation, molecular function: transmembrane transporter activity. NCBI's taxonomy places the organism in Eukaryota, Viridiplantae, Streptophyta, Magnoliopsida, Nymphaeales, Nymphaeaceae. The transcript is spliced from 7 exons. Gene Ontology annotation, biological process: transmembrane transport; oligopeptide transport. The coding region runs from base 390 to 2096 and encodes 568 amino acids. The record is from RefSeq and is a predicted model, not a curated record.
UGCUUCAAUAGUGUCCACAUCAUUUUUUGUCUCAUCAACAAGUGACGUUGUUCUGUCACCAUGUUUGUCGUUCUGUGAAGACUCCAAGUCUCUGGCCAAUCUAUAGAAGCAAAACUCUUCUAUUUCCAUUGUCUCGCUUAAAUGGUCGUCUUGCUUUGCAUCGUUUCAUCUUGAAUUUGACCGCGCGCCUAAUGAUGUCGGCAGAAUAUGCAGCGGAUAGAAUUUAGGGAUCAGUUUCAUGCCUAUAAAUGCUACCAACCUCUGUCUUCAUUGCUUUGCCGUAGAGUGACUCUCUGAGUAGAGGUUGGGGCAUUUACAGAAGGAGGUUGAUUAAAAUCUUCAGAAGGAAGUAACUGUACGGAACUUCCGGACCAUCCGGUUAAGCGCAUAUGGCAGAAAACGAUAUAUACACAGGAGAUGGAACUGUAGAUAUGAAAGGCAACCGUGCCGUGAAAAGCAAAACAGGAACUUGGAAGACUUGCCCCUUCAUAUUAGGAAAUGAGUGCUGUGAAAGAUUGGCAUACUAUGGGAUGAGCACCAAUCUGGUGAACUAUUUGAUCAAUCGUCUUAACCAGGGAAGUGCUCAGGCAGCCAAUAAUAUCACGAACUGGUCGGGAACAUGCUACAUAACUACACUGAUUGGAGCCUUUUUAGCUGAUGCAUAUUUGGGGCGAUUUUGGGUUAUUGCUAUUUUCUCUUCCAUCUAUGUUUCGGGAAUGACAUUGUUGACUUUAUCUGCAUCAGUAAAUGGUUUAAAACCUGAAUGUCACAGAGGCACAUGCCAUGCAAAAGAAGAAAACGUGGCAGUGUUCUUUGUGGCUCUUUAUCUAAUUGCUCUAGGGACUGGUGGAAUCAAGCCCUGCGUCUCGUCAUUUGGUGCAGACCAGUUUGAUGAAACUGAUGAAAAAGAAAAGAAAUGGAAAAGCUCCUUCUUCAAUUGGUUCUACUUUUCAAUCAAUAUUGGCGCUCUCAUCGCCUCAUCUGUGUUGGUCUACAUCCAGGAGCAUGUGGGAUGGGGCUGGGGUUUUGGAAUUCCGGCAGUUUUAAUGGCAGUUGCUAUUGUUUCUUUCUUUUCUGGCUCAAGAUUGUAUCGGAAUCAAAAACCCGGAGGUAGCCCCUUGACACGUAUUGCUCAGGUCCUGGUUGCAUCAUUGAGGAAGUACAAUUUGAAGGUACCUUCUGAUAAGUCUCUGUUAUAUGACACUGAAGAUGCCGAAUCUGGAAUUCAAGGGAGCAGAAAGCUUGAUCAUACAAAACAAUUUGGGUUUUUUGACAAGGCAGCUGUUCAGACAGAACAUGAUCAGGUGAAAGGCACCCAUAACCCAUGGAAACUUUGCACGGUGACACAGGUAGAGGAGCUGAAAUCUAUCAUCAGGAUUCUUCCUGUCUGGGCGAGCGGGAUCGUCUUUGCCACGGUAUACAGUCAGAUGUCCACACUCUUUGUAGAACAAGGUGACAAGAUGGAUCCCAGCAUGGGACCAAACUUCGACAUCCCAGCCGCAUCUCUCUCAGUAUUCGAUACGAUCAGUGUGAUCACCUGGGUUCCAAUCUAUGAUCGUCUAAUUGUACCAUUCGCUAGAAAGUACACUGGCCAUGAGAGAGGAUUCACACAGCUUCAGCGCAUGGGAAUUGGACUCGUGAUCUCUAUCUUCUCCAUGGUCGUGGCAGCCAUUGUUGAGAUUGUCAGACUCGAUUUGGUAAAGAAGCAUAACUACUACGAUCUGAAGCAAAUGCCGAUGUCAAUUUUCUGGCAAGUUCCUCAAUACUUUCUUAUCGGUGCUGCAGAGGUCUUCACAUUCAUUGGGCAGUUGGAGUUUUUCUAUGAUCAGGCACCAGAUGCCAUGAGAAGCAUGUGCAGCGCAUUGUCACUCACUACAAUUGCAUUGGGAAACUACUUGAGCACACUCCUGGUAACUAUAGUGACUAAGGUGACCACGCGCCACGGGAAAUUGGGUUGGAUACCUAAUAAUCUCAACCAUGGCCAUCUUGAUUACUUCUUUUUGUUACUUGUGGUCUUGAGUGUACUGAAUUUCUUGGUGUACUUGUGCAUUUCAAGCUGGUACAAGUACAAGAGACCGAUAGGAAGCUUUAACUGAGCAUUUCCAUCAAUUUCAAAACGACAAGACACUUUUAAGCACAUAUCAGAUUACCGAGUGGACAAUGUAGCCUGUUGCAGCUCAAUUAUGCCAUUGAAACUUCAAUUACGUCGAUGUCCUUGCGUGCAACCAAUGUAUAUGAAUGUAAUUGACUUCAUAUUCUUAA